AUACAAUAUACGCCGAACACAUCCAUAUUACCUCCCCCCCAUACAUGCCUGUUUCCUCUAUAUUCGCGAUCUGCAUUCCUCUUCCCCCUUCUCCUCUCAACUCCAAGCGGCACCAGCGGCACCGGCGGAAUAUAUCCCCACGAACCCCGGAUUAACACAUAUCAACAGCCCCUUGACCCCUGACGACGAUCCCCCAAAGCCAUCAUAUUCCGUCCUCUAAAUACGGCAAUUCCCCCUCGAUGCUGGGUUGGGUUUCAGAUAUAUGCUUGUGGUCGUGGGUAAUUGCAAUGAUGGCCAUAAAAGACCAUGAAAAUGAUUAUCUAUAACUUACAUACUACAUCUAUCAAUAUGGCAAUUGCAGGUAUAAUGCGGUAGGUGGCGGGGGGGUUAAUCUAUUUUGCCCGAAUGCUUAUAUAUAUGGCCUCUUCAUCGUGUUCUUUUGCUUUCUUCGGUUCUUGUUCUUUAUCCCUUAGCAUCCUCCUUAGUCUUCUCAAGAGGCGUAUUUCAAAUAAGGUUAAUCCCAAGAUGCUUAGCAAAACCCUCACGGCAGUGGCGCUCCUUGCCGGAAAUGCGGCAGCUAAGAUCUUCUACGCCGGCGUCGCAGAGAGCGGCGGCGAGUUCGGCGUCUACAGCCCCACGGCGGAAGUUGGAUUCGGCCUCCCCGGCACCUUCGGCGUGGACUACAAGUUCAUCGACGAAGCUGGUAUCGACGUCUAUGUGGACCAGAACAAAGUUAACCUCUUCCGCGUCGCAUUCCUGCUCGAGCGUCUCUGUCCCGUUGAGACUGGCCUCGGUGCUACGUUCAGCGAGACUCACUUCUCCGAGAUCGAAGACGCGGUGAACUACAUCACCCUCACCAAGGGCGCCUACUGCAUUCUUGACCCGCAUAAUUACAUGCGCUAUAAUGACCCGUCGCAGCAGCCUAUGACGGGGAGUAUCAUCGGUGAUACGUCUGAUCCUACUGCGGCGACUACGGAGCAGUUUGGUGCGUUCUGGGGUGAGCUUGCUAGAAGGUUUGUGGAUAAUGAGAAGGUUAUAUUUGGGCUUAUGAAUGAGCCCCACGAUAUGGACACCAACCUCGUCCUCGCCAACGACCAAGCCGCCGUAGACGCCAUCCGCGCCACCGGCGCCCUCCAACUCAUUAUCGCCCCUGGCAACGGCUGGACGGGCGGCCACGCCUGGACCGAAGAUUACCCCGGCAACUCCCCCGCCUCGUCCGAGGUAAUGCACCAGCUGUCCGACCCGGCCUCCAACCUCGCCUUCGACAUCCACGAGUACCUCGACACCGAUUUCUCCGGCACGCACAGCUCGUGCGAGAACCUCGCUUCUACUGCUCUCGCCCCCUUGACCGCUUGGCUCAAAGAGCAUAAUUUCAAAGCUAUGAUCACCGAGUUCGGCGCAUCUAACGGCACACAGUGCGCGUCCUACGUGUCUGAUAUAUUGAAUUAUAUGGCCGAUAAUGAAGAGUAUAUUGGAUGGACUGCUUGGGCGGCCGGGCCGUUUUGGGGACCGAAUAGCCCUUGCUGCACUGAUUCGAAGCAGUUUGGAAGCUUGGAACCGGGGAGUAAGGCGGCGGAUGGGGGGGAGGGGUUGUAUGAUACGGUUUGGUUGGAGGAGAUGCAGCCGCUUGUGCCGACGGCGGAUUUGGUGUGGAGUGGGAUUUCGAGCGUUAAUGGGGGGGGAGGGGGGAAUGGAACGGUGGGGAAUGGGACGAGUCCGAAUUUGGGGAGGAGGGGGGUUAGGAGGGGACCGGUGAGGUUGUGA
This is a messenger RNA of Pseudogymnoascus verrucosus, 1764 nucleotides long. RefSeq lists its product as uncharacterized. The transcript has 4 exons. Lineage: Eukaryota; Fungi; Ascomycota; Leotiomycetes; Thelebolales; Thelebolaceae. Gene Ontology annotation, molecular function: hydrolase activity, hydrolyzing O-glycosyl compounds. Bases 406 to 1764 code for a protein of 452 amino acids. The record is from RefSeq and is a predicted model, not a curated record. Gene Ontology annotation, biological process: glucan catabolic process.